Pyricularia pennisetigena is the source of this 507-nucleotide messenger RNA. RefSeq lists its product as uncharacterized. NCBI's taxonomy places the organism in Eukaryota, Fungi, Ascomycota, Sordariomycetes, Magnaporthales, Pyriculariaceae. The record is from RefSeq and is a predicted model, not a curated record. The transcript is spliced from 2 exons. The coding region runs from base 1 to 507 and encodes 168 amino acids.
AUGGGCUUCCGCGACCUCUUGUCAUGUUGCGGAGGAUGGGCGCGAAACGAGUCAAUCGAUUCCAAGGAUUCCAACGAUCGGCUUAUGACGGCACGACCUCGCGCACCAGCAAUUACAAUCACGACCAGCGAUGGCGACAGCAGCAGCUUCGGACCGACUGGAAUCAGGCGGCCACGAGACUCUGCCUCGGGGCGCAGAAGAAGCCUGAAGCCGAUCGACGAGGAGGAACAGGCGGCAAUCAGGCGAUACAAAUCGCUCAUUCAAGACAGAAAACCCAAGGAGUUGAACAGUUUGUACUUUGGUGAAGAAGGUCCCGGCACUGACAUGGUCGGGAGAAGGGUUACCGGUGUAGGAGGAGGAGGGAUUCAGCAGAAUGUGAUUAAAGACAAGGCAAGCAGCACGCCUUACGGCAACGACAGCAGUGGCUUUGCGAACAACGGAUAUCAACAUGUGACUAGCGGAGGUUCAUUACAGUAUGACUAUGCGGGAACGCGGGAGGAUUAUUGA